AUGGCGUCCAAGGCCGCAGUGAGGCCCUUGGCUGCCGUCAGUGCCUCCAUUGGCCUGAAGCAGGGAGCACGGCGAGGUCUUGCGACAGCGCGGCCAGCCCAGUCGCCCUUCCAACAAGCGUUGAGAGCCGGCAACAAGUUCGACAAGCAGCAACUGCGUACGGGCUUCCGCAGAGGAUACGCGGACCAGCUGCCAAACACCAAGCAGGUCAAGAAGGGCUCGUGGAGGGUGCUGAGGUGGACAUGGCGCAUUACAUACCUUUCGACGCUGGGCCUUCUGGCAUACACUGCAUAUGGCAUAUGGGAUAGCCGGAAUCCUGCAGAGCAGCAAGAACCGGAUCCAAACAAGAAAACUCUCGUCGUCCUUGGCACUGGCUGGGGAUCUGUUUCCCUGCUAAAGAACCUGGACACCGAAAACUACAACGUCGUCGUCGUCUCGCCUCGCAACUACUUCCUCUUCACGCCUCUUCUGCCAUCAUGUACCACCGGAACGAUCGAGCACCGCUCCAUCAUGGAGCCGAUCCGCAACUUCCUCCGCCACAAGAAAGCAUCCGUCAAGUACUACGAAGCCGAAGCCACCAAGAUCGACUACGAGAAGAAGAUCGUCUACAUCAGCGACGACUCUGAGAUCAAGGGCGCUCUGUCACAGAAUGAGAUUCCAUUCGAUAUGCUGGUCGUCGGUGUAGGUGCUGAGAAUGCGACAUUCGGUAUCCCAGGUGUGCGCGAGCACGGCUGUUUCUUGAAAGAGGUUGGUGAUGCUCAGCGAAUCAGGAAGCGAAUCAUGGACUGCUGCGAAACUGCUACAUUCAAGGAUCAAUCGAUUGAGGAGAAGAAGCGUCUGCUGCACAUGGUGGUCGUCGGUGGUGGUCCUACUGGUGUUGAGUUCGCUGGCGAGCUUCAAGAUUUCUUCGAGAAUGACCUGAAGAAAUGGAUCCCUGAAAUCGCUGGAGACUUCCACGUCACUCUCGUCGAAGCGCUGCCAUCCGUCCUGCCGUCAUUCAGCAAGAACUUGAUCGACUACACCGAGAAGACUUUCAAGGAAGAGACGAUCGACAUCCGAACAAAGACUAUGGUCAAGAAUGUCACAUCUGAGUACAUCGAGGCGGAGUUCACUGGUCCAGACGGCAAGAAGCAGGUCGAGAAGAUCCCAUAUGGUCUCCUUGUGUGGGCUACUGGCAACGCUGUGCGCCCCGUGGUCAAGGACUUGAUGAACCAAAUUCCAGCUCAAAAGGAUGCCCGACGUGGUUUGAACGUCAAUGAGUACCUCGUUGUGAAGGGUGCCGAGAACAUCUGGGCUGUAGGAGACUGUGCUGUUGCGAACUAUGCCCCUACUGCCCAAGUUGCUAGCCAGGAAGGUUCUUUCCUCGCGAGGCUGUUCAACCAGAUGGCUAAGACUGAGGAAAUUGAAGGCCAGCUUGCUGUUUUGUCCGAAGAGCAGGCCAAGGCUGCUAACAAGGAGGCCAGAGAUCACGUCUUCGGCGAGAUCAAGGAUCUGCAGAAGAGGCUACGUCGCGUGAAGCAGAUGGGUCCAUUCGAGUACUCCCACCAAGGCUCGAUGGCAUAUAUCGGCAGCGAGAAGGCUGUUGCUGAUAUCAGCUGGUUGACUGGAAACCUGGCCAGCGGUGGCCAGCUGACCUACUUCUUCUGGAAGUCGGCAUACUUGAGCAUGUGCUUCAGCACACGCAACCGUGUCCUCGUCUUCAUGGACUGGAUCAAGUCCUACUGCUUCGGCCGUGACGUCUCACGGGAGUAG
Messenger RNA from Fulvia fulva, 1752 nucleotides. Its product is annotated as External alternative NADH-ubiquinone oxidoreductase. The transcript is spliced from 3 exons. NCBI's taxonomy places the organism in Eukaryota, Fungi, Ascomycota, Dothideomycetes, Mycosphaerellales, Mycosphaerellaceae. The coding region runs from base 1 to 1752 and encodes 583 amino acids. The record is from RefSeq and is a predicted model, not a curated record. Gene Ontology annotation, molecular function: NADH dehydrogenase activity.